CCGCCGCCGCCGCGGGGGAGGCGGGGGCGAGCGGCUCCCCGCUGGCACUCGGGGGCCUCUGCUCUGCGCCCGGCGGCGGCGGAGGUCUGCCAAAGGCACGGUAGAUACACUAGAAUGGACACAGAGGAAUUCCCUCCCCCACCUCCAGAAGUUGUAGAGAACGAACCUAAAGUCUCUGGUACAAAUGAUGAUGAGGAGGAGGAGGAAGGAGAGGAGUUUGAUUUUGAUAGCGGAGAUGAGAUACCAGAAGCAGACAGACAAGCCCUUAUGCCACCUCCUCCUGAGUUUGGAAAUAACGCAGAGCAUGAAGAGGCUAAUGUCACAGGGACUGAUGAUUUAGAGAAAAAUGAGAAAAUACAGACAUCACAACCUGCUGCUGAGGGCACUCCAACAAAAGUAAACCCCUAUUCAGUUAUAAAUAUUUCACCAAUCCAAGAAAAGGAUCCGUCUUCAUCACCAGAACCAAGUCCUCAAGAUGAAAGUAUGAGUCCUAAUUCAUGCAGUGGAUACUCUGUUCCUGUACCUUGUGGCUAUGCUGUACCAUCCAAUUUACCAUUGAUACUGCCAGCAUACUCCAGUCCUGUUAUAAUACGCAGUGUUUCUGUGGAUGAAGAAGGUAUGCAGUCAGCAACUGAAGAAUGCCAUUGUAGUUCUGUAACCUCAGAGGAUCUCCAAAAUAGUGAAGAUAACCAGGUCAAGAGAGAGGAUGAUGCUUUGGCCAAGUGGGUUGCAGAUCCAGCAAAUACAGCAUGGAUGGAAAACCCAGAUGAAGUAAUUUAUGAUGAUGUGCCCAGAGAAAAUUCAGACUCUGAACCAGAGGAAAUGAUUUAUGAUGAUGUUGAAAAUGGUGAUGAUGGUGGAAACAGCUCUCUGGAAUAUGGGUGGAGUUCAAGUGAAUUUGAAAGCUAUGAAGAACAAAGUGAUUCUGAGUGUAAAAAUGGAAUUCCCAGCUCCUUUUUGCGAGGCAACCAUAAGAGACAUCUUUCUCAUGACCUAACGCGUUUAAAGGAGCAUUAUGAAAAAAAGAUGAAAGAUUUGAUGGCAAACACAGUGGGAGCAGUAGAGAUUCAGCAACUAAAGCAAAAACAUGAGCUGAAGAUGCAAAAGCUCAUGCGAGCUGCUAGAGAGGGUACCAAAGAUGGACUUGAAAAAACAAAAGCAGCUGUUAAAAAGGGUCGUUCUUUCAUUAGAACUAAAUCUUUUAUUUCUCAAGACCAUAGAUCACCGUGUCUGGAAGAAGAAGAGCUGAAUUUAUUUAUUGAUGUAGACUGUUUGCAUACAGAAGCAAUUAUGACACCUAUGCCUGAAGGACUAUCACAGCAGCAGGUUGUGAGGAGAUACAUUUUGGGCUCUGUGGUUGACAGUGAGAAGAAUUAUGUGGAUGCCCUCAAAAGAAUCCUGGAGCAAUAUGAGAAGCCUCUUUCAGAAAUGGAGCCAAAAUUGCUGAGUGAAAGAAAACUGAAAAUGGUCUUUUAUCGAAUUAAGGAAAUUCUUCAGUGCCAUUCGAUGUUUCAGAUAGCCCUGGCCAGUCGUGUAUCUGAGUGGGAUUCUGUUGAAAUGAUUGGUGAUGUCUUUGUUGCUUCAUUUUCUAAAUCUAUGGUAUUGGACGCAUACAGUGAAUAUGUAAACAACUUCAGUACGGCAGUGGGAAUUCUCAAGAAAACGUGUGCCACCAAGCCUGCCUUUCUAGAUUUUUUAAAACAGUGCCAGGAGUCAAGCCCUGAUCGAAUUACACUGUAUGGUUUAAUGAUGAAACCUAUCCAGCGCUUUCCACAGUUUAUUCUACUAUUGCAGGAUAUGUUGAAGAAUACUAAUAAAGGACAUCCUGAUAGGUUACCUCUACAGAUGGCUCUUACAGAACUUGAAACACUGGCAGAGAAAUUAAAUGAGAGGAAAAGGGAUGCGGAUCAGCGCUGUGAAAUAAAACAAAUAGCAAAAGCAAUGAAUGAACGUUAUCUGAACAAGCUACUUAGUAGUGGAAACAGAUACCUCAUACGGACUGAUGAUAUGAUUGAAACAGUUUACAAUGACAAAGGAGAAAUUGUCAAAACCAAAGAACGACGGCUUUUCAUGUUAAAUGAUGUGUUGAUGUGUGCAACAGUAAAUAUACGCUCUUCCUAUGAAAGCAGUGGCAUCGUGACAACUGGCCAGAGGUAUUUAUUGAAAUGGAGUGUACCACUGGGACAGGUGGAAGUCAUAGAGUAUGGCAGCAGUGAGGGCCAAGGGGAGAACUGCAGGUUCCCACCUCAGCACUCUGCUGAGAGCAUCAUCAUUAACUCUAAGCCAAACAAGCUGUAUAUGGGACCCGGGCAACUGUACCAUGAUCUACAGAACCUCUUACAUGAUUUGAAUGUAGUUGGUCAGAUUAGUCAAUUAAUAAGUGGCCUUAAAGGAAACUAUCAGAACUUAAACCAAUCAGUAGCCCAUGACUGGACAUCAGGCUUACAAAAACUUAUCUUGAAAAAAGAAGAUGAAAUCAGAGCUGCAGAUCGCUGUAGAAUCCAGCUACAACUUCCAGGAAAACAGGACAAGUCUGGGCGGCCAACUUUCUUUACAGCUGUAUUCAAUACAUUUACCCCUGCAAUCAAACAGUCUUGGAUCAACAAUUUACAAAUGGCUAAGCUGGCCCUUGCAGAGGAAAACCUGUUAGGUUGGUUCUGUGCAGAAGAGGAUGGAAAUCAGGUCAAAAAGGAGAAACAUCCUCUUCUUGUUAGACACAUGCCAGUGAUGAUGGCUAAACAACAAGAGUUUAAGAUUGAAUGUGUUGCCUAUAAUCCUGAACCUUACCUGUCUGGUGAUACAGAGUCAGAUUCCUGUUCCAUGGAACAUGGUUUUCUUUGGAUUGGCAGUUGUACUAAUCAGAUGGGCCAGAUUGCAAUAGUGUCAUUUCAAAACUCCAGCCCCAAGGUUAUUGAAUGCUUCAAUGUGGAGUCACGGAUUCUCUGCAUGGUCUACAUACCAGAGGAGGAGAAACCAAAACAGCUAAACAUGGCUCCUGAGACUGAAAAUGUUCUUACAAAAGCUUCUAAUGUUCCUACAAUUUGCCUCGGCAUGGAAGAAGGAAGCAUAUCUAUUUACAAAAGUUGCCAAGGCUCAAAGAAAAUUCGACUUCAACACUUCUUUGCUCCUGAAAAAUCAACUGUUAUGAGCUUAACAUAUAUGUCUCAAAACUUGUUUGUUGGCUUGGUAAAUGGGAACAUCGCAGUCUACACAAAAGCAGAAGAUGGAGCAUGGAGUACAGAACCUCAGAAGAUAGUGAAAUUGGGAGUUUUGCCUGUUAGAAGUCUGCUGGUGAUGGAAGAUACCAUUUGGGCUGCAUGUGGUGGACAAAUUUUUAUAAUCAGUACUGUGACACAUACCAUAGAGAGCCAGUUUGAAGCACAUCAGGAAGAAGGGAUGGUAAUCUCUCACAUGGCUGUUGCUGGCGUAGGCAUCUGGAUUGCCUUCACAUCUGGAUCUACACUUCGCCUGUUCCACACUGAGACCCUGAAACACCUCCAGGACAUUAACAUUGCCACGCCUGUUCACAAUAUGUUGCCAGGGCAGCAGCGUGUUUCUGUGACCAGCCUCCUGGUGUGCCAUGGUUUGUUACUGGUUGGAACAAAUCUGGGUAUAAUAGUAGCAUUACCAGUACCUCGCUUGCAGGGGAUUCCCAAAGUAACUGGAAGAGGAAUGGUGUCAUACCAUGCACAUAAUGGCCCAGUCAAAUUUCUUGUAAUGGCUGCAGCUAUAAACAAGAAAAACAAAAACAAAUCCAGGAGCAGCCUGCCUCCUAGCUCUGAAUCCAAAGAAGAUGAGCAAAAGAACAUUCUGCACAAUGAGAGACCAGGUUCUUCCCUUAGUAGUACCCACGAUACUGCGAUUUGGCUGGGAGGUUCAGUAGGAUCCAUCACACAAAAAAGUGACUUGUCUUCAUCUUCUGGAUCCCUGACGUUGUCUCAUGGAUCAAGUUCUCUAGAACAUAGACCGGAGGACAGUAACAUUUAUGAGCUUUUGAAGGAUCAGAGUAUCUCAUGUAAAAGUAAAAGACAGAGAUCCAAGAAAAUGAAAGCAAGUUCAGUAUUAGUAAUUUCUGGAGGUCAAGGUCAUAGAAGAGUGAACAAGAAGACCAAACAGCAGCGACAAGAUGAACUAGUGUCUUCAGUGAUGGUUUGGCAAAUCCCACUGUUAAAUAUCUAAGUGAAUAAAAGCCAAGAUACUUUCUCUUGUUUAAAAAAAAAUGAUAUCAUCUUUUAAUAGCAAAUGCCAGAUUAGGACACAACCUAAUAGACUUUAUAUAUGGAACCAAGUUCACUAGAAAUUGAUCACUUGAUUAAAGGCUGCAAGACAGAGUUUUCACAUAUUUAGAACACUCUUCAGUAUUAGGUUAUUGGAAAACAUUUAGCUGUUGAUGCUGUCUUUGAUUCUUAAAACAAAGGAUUUGUUAGACCCUUUUAAAUGUUUUUAGAAUCUCUGCCUUAUUUAUAUGCACAUUUAUAAAUAUCAUCAUUAUGUUCUAUAGCACUUCGGGAAGGCAAGGAACACAUGCCAUGUUGCAUGCUGGUUUUUGCUUAUGUAAAUCAGCUGUUUGUUUCUUUUUCCAAAAUGAUAUGUUACAUGAUGUAGAUUUUAACAAAUUAGCAAAUAUUUUUAAACAAUAAGUAUUCUAAUACAGGCUAAUAUUAAUUUGAUAAUCUCUAUAAUAUUUUGUGACAUAAUCUACAGGCCUGCGUUUGAGCAGGAAAAAAAUCAUGCAAAAGCCAGUUCUAGUAAUUGAUUGGUAAUUGUUUAUUUGAACAUAGAAAAUAGACGUUUUAUUUCUAAUGUUCAGUAUUAUUGAAAAACUUUGCAGGAUAAAAAGUGCGUUAAUUUUUUUGGUAGGUGCAGUGUGUCUGUGACUCUCCUUCAUUGUACAGAGAAAGUUCUAGGACAUUGUGGCUUAGGAUAAAUAGAAAAUGCAGAUAUAGAGCAGCUGUGCAUUCUAGUGCUGCUAACACCUUCUCUUUCUGACAGUGGAAGGUGCACCCAGUAUCAAAGCUAGGCAUAGACUUUAUGCUAUUUUUAAGCAGGUGUAAACUUGCGGUUUGUAAUAGCGAAGCAGGUGUAACACGAAGAAGUGCAUGGCCAUCCAGUAAAUUAACAGUGAACACAGAAAUGUUUUAAUAUUGCAGUAUCUAUAGGGAGUACAUGUAAUCAGUGUGGGUAUACAUGUCAGUUGAUUUGUGCUGCAUCCUUAGUAAAAAUCUUUCACUUAAUGUCAUUGAGCAACUGCAGACAGCAGGGAUACGGUCAUACUUGAGCAGUGGUGACCCCUUUUCACUCAGAAAUUCAGAAGAGCAUCAUCUUGUAAAUGUACAUUGUGAAAAUACCGUGCACACUGUUUUCUUGCAUUUCUUCACUUGGGACAAGGUGUUGCUUUGGUAGUGGUAGAGGGCUGAAUUCUAAAUGGCAACCUAAUCAUCUUUUCUUAAGGAAUGGAUAUAUUUCCAAAAGGAAUUUCAAAUUUAUUGUGACUACUAAAGUUGUUUUUGUGCUAGGGUUUUUCUCUCUCUGCAUGUGAAAUAUCAGACAAAGCCUUCAGCUCAAACAUUACCAAAAAUGGUGAGGAGACACAUUUUUAAAAUAGAUGCUUAAUUCAAAUAGUGUGUUGAAUAGAUUCACUGAGGAUGUCCUUUUCCUUUGACAAUAGACUGAAAGAUGUAGAAAAUUUAGGACUAAGUUUCAUUUAGAUACAUUAAGAACUCUAAUACCAAUGAUCUAUUCAGUAAAAUAUAAAAGAAAUGUAUCUGAUACAGAGCAUAGGUCAAGUGUUUUUAUUGACUAGAAUUAAGUGUAACUUUUGAUUACAUUGAGACUCUUUUUAUUACAGUAAGGGAAUGGCCUCAAAUUGUGUUUGUGAUUUCUAAUAUGAAUGCCGUGAUUUCACCAUGUUUUGUUUCAAUAUGCCUAGUUUGAAUCAACAUCAGCCAUAAGCACAGUGUUUCCUAGCAUGUUACAUUUCAAGGUAAACCAUACUAAAGACUGCAAAUCAUCUUGUUCGAUAUAAGACAGAGUUUAAAAACAAGUAUGUUUUUUAGGUAUUACUGAAAUUUCUGUUUUUAUUUUGCAACAGAUUCAUACCUUUCUAAAUGUUCAUUCCAUCUGCUUUAGAAAGCAAACUAGUAUCAAGGUGAAUCCAAAAUCAGUGGGUGAGCUGACUCACUAAGUUGGAUGGAGCAGGACAAUGAUGUUGUGUCUUCCCUGCCACAGGACACAAAGUUCACAAGGUGCAAGUGAAUCUUGUCUGCUAGAUGGCACCAGAAUGGACCUUUCAGAAAUGACAUACCACCCAGCUUCCUUUUCAGUAGAGUUUGGGCCACAUCCUGCAUCCAGAUCUGAACAGGAAGAUUCUUGACCCAUAAUGGACAGUGUGGAUUCCAGUGAGUUGUGAAGGACUUCUGUUAUGGGUUGGAUUGUAGGCGUAGGGUCUUCAUUACUGCUUUGUGCUUUUAUUCUAUCUUUCUCUAUGUAUCUCACACCUUCAGUAGGGUGUUGUCAUCAUUGGUAUGGGUUUAGUGUUAGCAUAAGUCCUAGUGCACCAAAAAAAAAAAAAAAGUAGAAUGCCUCUAAACCAGCCUGCUGGCAACUUUUGGCCAACCUUUCCUCUUCUUCCUGGCCUAGUGCCUAAUCUUGCCAGACCUUGAGGAUCAAGGACAGUUGCAUUUUUCUGUGCUCUUCCAUAGCUAUGGCCCUGGGAGUUGCUCUUUGCCCACUAUGUGGAAGUACUAAGCUGUACAGUUUAAUGUAUGUAUAUUGAAAAAAUGUUGAAGAGAUUUUUCUGUUUAUAAAGCAUAUAUAAUUUAAUAUCCCUUUGUUUCACUACAGUAAAAAGAUUACCAGUUUGAUUUUGCAUGCUCCUUAAGUAUGGAAUUGCAUUUCCUUGCUUUCGUGGCUGAAGGAUUACACACACUCUCUCAUGGGUCUUUAUCACUAGGAACAGUAAGCUGAGUCCACCACAUAUUCAACUGGAAAGUGUGUAGAAUUAUUACAGGAUCUGCUAGCAAUAAUGCAUGCCAGUUUUAAACUUGUAAGGGAAAUUUACCCCAUCCUCCAGCUGAAAUGUAGUUUUCUUCAGUUUUAUUAAUAAAACAGUAGAAACAAAGUGCAAAGCUCUUUUGAAAGUCCAUCAAAGUUUUGCCACUGACUUCAGUAAGAACAGAACUGGAUCCUUUAUUUGCUUUAUACUAUUUUGAAAAUAAACAUGUCUGUCUAAGCUGUAAAGUAAUAGAGAAGCUAUAUAUUUUGUUAUAGCAAUACACAGAGUAAUGAACUAGAUUUCUAGUAACUAAUUGUGCACAACAUGCAAUGUUUAGUUUCUAACACUAACUGACAUUUUACCUUACUCUGAAAACAAACACAAACCAAAAGGUAUUUUGCAGAUGACAAAUAAUCUUUAUAGCUGUAGUAGACUAUGCUGCUAGGUAGGUUGGAUUCUGCUUUCUGAUGCUGCUUUCCUAGAUUAAUAGAAUUUAUGGAAAAGAGUAGGAGAAAAGGAGAACAAAUGUAAGCAUUACAAUAUAUUCCAUAUAUAUUUUCUAAUAAAUAAUAGUAUCUUUUGUAACAUGAGCCAUAAAACUUGUGUAUUUAUGUCCAAAGUAUAAACUGAGAAAAAUGUUUAAUAAAAAAAGUCAUAAAAAUCAAAA
This is a messenger RNA of Rhea pennata, 7661 nucleotides long. It is a transcript of the gene ARHGEF10, whose product is annotated as Rho guanine nucleotide exchange factor 10. The record is from RefSeq and is a predicted model, not a curated record. Gene Ontology annotation, cellular component: centrosome. NCBI's taxonomy places the organism in Eukaryota, Metazoa, Chordata, Aves, Rheiformes, Rheidae. The transcript is spliced from 29 exons. The coding region runs from base 115 to 4179 and encodes 1354 amino acids. Gene Ontology annotation, biological process: mitotic spindle assembly; positive regulation of stress fiber assembly; actin cytoskeleton organization. Gene Ontology annotation, molecular function: guanyl-nucleotide exchange factor activity; protein binding.